Messenger RNA from Penicillium riverlandense, 1512 nucleotides. RefSeq lists its product as uncharacterized. Bases 1 to 1512 code for a protein of 503 amino acids. The transcript has 5 exons. Gene Ontology annotation, biological process: amino acid transmembrane transport. Gene Ontology annotation, cellular component: membrane. Lineage: Eukaryota; Fungi; Ascomycota; Eurotiomycetes; Eurotiales; Aspergillaceae. The record is from RefSeq and is a predicted model, not a curated record. Gene Ontology annotation, molecular function: amino acid transmembrane transporter activity.
AUGACUGCUUUCGAAGGGGAGGAUAGCGACCAAAUUGGAGAUGUGAUCGCACCAGCCGCUGAUUUGGAUAAUACAGCUGCAUCUUAUGAUGAAGCAGCUGAUAAGGAGCUCGGCCAGCCCCCGGCCCUAAAACGCGACCUUCAAAGUCGCCAUAUGCAGAUGAUUGCCAUUGGUGGUGCCAUCGGAGCUGGUCUGUUCGUGGGGACUGGAGGUGCGCUUCAAGAGGGAGGGCCUGGGGCUUUACUCAUUGCCUACAUGAUUGUUGGUGUUAUGGUUCUGCUUACCGUCCAAGCUCUCGGGGAGCUUGCGGUACUCUACCCAGUGAAUGGGGCUUUUUUCGACUACUGCGUCCGGUUCAUUUCUCCAGCAUGGGGAUUUGCAAUGGGCUGGGAUUACGCCAUCGGCUGGCUCGUUAUCCUCCCAUUCGAGCUUACAGCUGCGAGUAUAACUAUCCAAUACUGGCGGGAUGACCUGAACAUGGGUAUAUGGGUAGCGGUUUUCCUGGCAUCCCGGCGCAUUCACCACUUUACCGGCUUCUGCUCUGUUUUUGUCACGGCGGCAGUUUCCUUUACUGGUACUGAGCUGACGGGGUUAGCUGCUGCCGAGUCCAAAAACCCUGGCAAGGCUAUCCCUAAGGCGACUAAGCAAGUUUUCUGGCGGAUUACGAUCUUCUAUCUCUUGGCAACCUUUAUAAUAGGACUUAUUGUGCCAUAUGAUUCUAAAUGGCUUCUAGGUUCUACUGGCGCUAACACUAAGGCCUCACCCUUUGUUGUGUCUAUUCAGAACGCCGGUAUCUCGGGUCUGCCGUCAGUGAUGAACGCAGUCAUCACAAUUUCUGUUAUCAGCGUUGCCAACUCAGCAACAUUUGCCUCGAGUCGGACCUUACAGGCCCUAGCAGAGCAGAGGAUGGCCCCUCAGAUAUUUGCCUAUAUCGACAAGGCUGGGCGGCCGCUCUACUGUGUUCUACUACAGAUUGCGUUUGGCUUCCUGGCAUUUAUUAACGAGGCAUCAUCAACGGGAAAUGCCAUUUUCGACUGGCUCCUGGCCUUGUCAGGGGUGUCGCAGUUCAUGCUCUGGGGCAGUAUCUGUCUCGCUCAUAUCCGCUUCCGCAAAGCUUGGGCAUAUAAUGGGCGCGACUUUAAGGAACUCGCCUACUACGCACCAUUUGGUGAAAUUGGCAGCUGGGUCGGCCUCUGGCUCAAUGUGCUAUGCCUGAUCGCCGAGUUAUACGUGUCUGUGAUAUCAAAAAGCGCAAUGCUCUUCUUCGAGAACUACCUCGCGUUUCCGCUCACCAUCGCCCUCUUCCUAAUCUGGAUUGUCUACCUCAAAUUUUUGAAAAGAAUCUCGCUUGGACUCCGAGGAUUGUUCCUCCUGAAGGUGCAAGAUAUUGAUGUCCUGAGCAAUAUCCGCGAUUGUGCUCUCGACGUCAAUCUGCAGCCUAAGGUUGAAUAUGACACUUGGGGAGAAUGGAUCAAGGCGGCGCCGACACGCAUUUUGCACUCAUUUCUUUGA